AAUUCAUCUACUGUAAAAUACAACUACAGGAGAUACUAUACUGUAAGUCAAACUAGUAACAGUGUAACUAUUAAUAUAGCUAAUGUAUCUAAAGACAGGGAUGAUGGACAAUGGAAAUGUGAAAAUCCAGCUGUAGAAAUGAUUACUGUAGAUGUAAAAGCGCAACCUGAUCUAAUAUCUGACAUCAGAUAUUCACCACCAAGUGACAACAGUAUAUGUAUUACAUGGACACCAGGACUUAAUGGUGGAGAUCAACAAGAAUUUAUCGUUGAACAUUCAGUAGAUAAUAAAACCUGGACUAGUUCUACACCUCUACUAGAAUCUAAACCUGACUAUUGUAUAAAGAAUCUACAAGCUGAUACACCAUAUUAUAUUAGAGUUAUUGCUAGAAAUAAAUAUGGUGAUAGUCAACCAGUUUAUCUGAUGUUAUCUAAUGGUUCUUUUAAAGUACAAACUUUAAAGACAGUGGAAUCACCAACAUCGACAGGACCCAAUUUUGGAUUAAUAAUAGGAAUUAUCGUAUGUGUUGGUGUGGUCAUACUGAUUAUUAUUUUAGUUGUUGUUCUAUAUAAAAGACGUAAACGUGUCAACAAGAAAGACGGUCACGAUAAAGAAUAUGCACCAAAUGUCCAUAAUCAUGUCACAACUACGCGACAAGAGGAAACGAAUGCAGUGGUUCAUGAUAGUCCAGGUGAAAUUAAAAAGGAUGGUACGUCAACAUGUACACAAGUAAGCCAGUUGAAAAAAACAGCAGAAACAAAACCAAAUCCAGAGUUGCUUUAUGCAACCGUUAAUAAGACUAAAACCGAUGAAACAAUGAAAAAGGAUGCACAAUCUAAGAAACCAGAUAUAAAAUCUAAGAAAUCCAAUGUCAAACCAACACAAAUCAACGGUAAACCAAAUGAAAAAAUGACAACUAAGGGGGAUGCGAAUGAAAAUGUUGGUAUCUUUAGUAACAACCAUGGCAUGGCAACAAGUCAAUAUGAAAACCAUUUAAUUCAGAAAGCAAAAGCCGAAACCUUUAAGAAAAAGGAUGUUGUUUAUGCCGAUCUUGAUUUUGAUGGUCAUCAUCCAACAACAGCCGUACGAGGUCAAGUUAAUGCUGUAGAGUAUAAUGGUAUUGAUUAUACUAAACGUGGACCAACUCAACCAACACCACCUAAUAGUAGUGAUGAAGAAGCUGACAACGACAAGUAAUUGCUGAUUCAUAUGUUUGUUUUCUGUUUAAACAUAAGUCUAGGAAAGUUGAAUCUGGAAAAAUACCUACUUAGUCCAUUUCUCGUUUUCACCCAUUUGUUUAACUACUUCAAUAUAUUAACACCUUUCACAGAACUAAAACAACCCCUAUAGUAUUAUAUUAACAUAAGCCUCGGCAUGUUUCAGUUCCCAUAAUUAUAUUCUGUAUGCUUAUAAUAUGUAUAUAUUUAACAAAUAGUGUAAGAAAAAAAUGUUAUGAAUGUAAAGUUUUGCCAUUAAGGUUCUACAAAUAAAGGUGUUUUUUGAUUGUUUUGAAAUAAAAGCUCACCAAUUUCUUUUUGUUUACUUUGUGCAUGUAAAUGUUCUUAGUUAUUUAUCACUUUGCUUCUAUUGUAUCCAUGUUUAAGUUUUAUAGUUAUAUAAUAAUGUAAUCAAAUAGGCCAUUUUCGAAAAGGAAUAUAUCUUUGUAUUGAUUAUAAUUUUUGUUAAAUAAUAUUAUUUUACGACUGAA
Messenger RNA from Patella vulgata (common limpet), 1708 nucleotides. Its product is annotated as titin homolog. Lineage: Eukaryota; Metazoa; Mollusca; Gastropoda; Patellidae. The coding region runs from base 139 to 1197 and encodes 352 amino acids. Gene Ontology annotation, molecular function: protein binding. The record is from RefSeq and is a predicted model, not a curated record. The transcript has 9 exons.